AUGAAGCUCAUGGAAGGGGAUCACAUUGCACCAUUCAACCUCGGUAAUCCUGGAGAAUUCACCAUGCUGGAGCUGGCCAAGGUGGUUCAGGACACCAUCGACCCAGACGCGUGCAUCGAGUUCCGUCCAAACACUGCAGACGAUCCGCACAAGCGCAAGCCUGACAUCAGCCGCGCAAAAGAGCUCCUUGGCUGGGAGCCCAAGGUUCCCCUUCGUGAGGGUCUUCCCCGCAUGGUCACUGACUUCCGCAAACGUAUCUUCGGGGACCAGGGAGAAUCCACUGAGGCAGCUGGUGGCCUUUCUUAG
Messenger RNA from Miscanthus lutarioriparius, 306 nucleotides. The record is from the annotation of a GenBank genome assembly. NCBI's taxonomy places the organism in Eukaryota, Viridiplantae, Streptophyta, Magnoliopsida, Poales, Poaceae.